GAUGCCAAAGAGGGAAAGCUGUUUAACGAACAGAACUUUCUCCAGCGAGCUGCCAAGAAAGUCACAGUGGAGAAAUGGAAGAAGCAAUACUUAAAGCCGCUCCUGGGGAUACCAGAAUGUGUUGGUUUUGGCCUCCAUGAGACUAGCUACAGGUUCCUGGUCUUUCCCGAAUUGGGUCGAUCUCUUCAGUCAAUCCUGGAUGACAACAAAAACAAGAUGACGGAGAAAGCUGUUUUGCAGCUUGCAGUCAGGCUGCUCGAUGUCCUGGAGUACCUUCAUGAAAAUGAGUAUACUCAUGGGGAUCUGGCUGCUGAAAACAUAUAUGUGAAUCCAGCUGAUCUUACUGUG
Messenger RNA from Thamnophis sirtalis, 348 nucleotides. The record is from RefSeq and is a predicted model, not a curated record. Lineage: Eukaryota; Metazoa; Chordata; Lepidosauria; Squamata; Natricidae.